Messenger RNA from Wasmannia auropunctata (little fire ant), 2304 nucleotides. RefSeq lists its product as uncharacterized. The record is from RefSeq and is a predicted model, not a curated record. Bases 1046 to 2251 code for a protein of 401 amino acids. NCBI's taxonomy places the organism in Eukaryota, Metazoa, Arthropoda, Insecta, Hymenoptera, Formicidae. The transcript has 3 exons. Gene Ontology annotation, molecular function: oxidoreductase activity.
CUUUUUUUUUGUCCUCGACGCGAUUCAUAUGCGCAGGCUAAUUUUCCAGAAUCAGGAGCGCACAAUCGAUCGUGCGAGACGAAUAUCGCAGAUGCGACAGCAAGCCUUGACAAUCGAGUCGCAAUGUUCAAAACGUCAAAAUGUACAUAUAUUUUCUUCUUAAAUCAUAUGGAUCUAUUAUGUUGCUAUAAUUAUAUAAUGAUUAAUUAUUCGCAUUCUUUUUAAUCCUCGAAGGAAAUUCUCAAAAAAGAUGUUUUUUUCUAAUCUAUCGAUAUUGGCAUCAUGUCGUGAGAUACUCGCGGAUAUCUGCACAAAUCUAGCCUCCCGCCAACAGAAGCGUUACAAUUUCGUUGGAUUAGGCAACGCCAAUGUCGACGACGCAAUGGUGUGAUCGAACACGCAACACGUGAAACACACUGUUAAACGUUCUACUUGAAAGCAAGUGUACAGAAGUCUUCUUCCUCGCGAUUUCUUCCUGGAAGAGGACAUCGGCGUCACUGGCAAUCUCUUCUGCGAAGUUAGAUCUGCGCGUGAAGGGGGAAUCGCUGUAAGUGGAGAACAUCGAUUCGCUUGAGUCUAUAAUCGCUGACACGUAAUCAUGACCAACCUAGCGCCACGCACGUGACCUACUACCUCCUCCGACGCAGGCUGGCGCUUAAUUUAAACGGAAUCGAGAAGCUUAAAAUACGCGGGAUCAGAGAGGAGAGAAAAGAGAGAGUUAUUUCACUGCACGUAAAAGAAGCAAAAGUCAUAUCGUACUGUCUACCAUCAGUGCUUUAUGCUUAUCAAUUCGUCAAUAUUAAAAUUGAACAAGAAGAGCAGUUUGAAGAUAAUCGUUCAUCUCUGAUUCUCGUCAUGAUCGAUAAGCGAUAACGCGAGGUAAAUAAAUCGCGAAUCUAGAAUAAAUAGAGUAACGAAUGCUACGCAAAAGAUUCAGUUCGAUUGGAUAGAGUGAAUCAGCUACCCGCCCUCGAUAAGGUGAACCGAGCGAUAAGCGAUUUCGGGGUCGUGCGAUCGUCGAGAAACGAAAAGAAUCAAAGGCGACAUGUUGCAGAUUGUCGUUCGUAGAGCGACGUUCAGUCGUUUCUUGGAACUUUUAACGGGUAGUUCGCCGUUGCGCGCGCUCUCUAGUAUCACCGGCACCAGAAUGACAUCGACCGGAUGUGAGGACCGCAAUCAGAAGGUCGUCCCUAAGGACGAGGUUGUCAGGUUCAUCGAAGAGUGCAUGUGCAAGGCUGGCACCACGGUGGAAGACGCGCACGUCGUCGGUCAUCAUCUAAUGAUCGCCGACUACAGAGGCCACUUCAGCCACGGGAUGAACCGGAUGCAGAUGUACGUGCAGGAAAUCGAGGCCAGGAUCACCGAUCCCGCCGCCCGGCCGCAGAUCAUCACCGAUUUCCAGGCGAUAGCCCUCGUAGACGGGAGGAACGCGUUAGGUCAAGUGGUCGGCAAGUAUUGCAUGGAGCUCGCCAUAGAGAAGGCCAGGAAAUUCGGUAUCGGCAUGGUGGCGGCGCGCGGCUCCAAUCACUACGGCAUCUGCGGCUACUACACGAUGAUGGCGAUGGAGCAAGGCCUGAUCGGCUUCACUUGCACCAACACGAGCCCGCUGAUGGCGCCAACGCGCAGCAUGAAAGCCGCUCUGGGAACGAAUCCCUUGUCCAUGGGCAUGGCUGCCUGCGACGGCGACGAGUUCGUCCUCGAUAUGGCAACCACCACCGUCGCCCUGGGCAAGAUCGAGCUGGCCAUUCGGAAGGGCGAGGACAUCCCCGAGGGGUGGGCACUCGGACCCGACGGAAAAGUGACUCGCGACGCCGAGAAGGCUUACGAAGCUUCUUUAUUGAUGCCUCUCGGUGGUACAGAACACAAUUCUGGGUACAAGGGUUACGGUCUGGCCCUAAUGGUCGAGCUACUCUGUGGUAUCUUGACCGGAAGUCAAUUCGGGCCGAAUAUCCGCAUGUGGAAGACCGGCGAUAGGGUCGCCGAUCUCGGGCAGUGCUUCAUGGCCAUUAAUCCGGAGGCCUUCGCGUGCGGAUCGAAAGAGAGAUUGACGACCUUGCUCAAACAGCUGAGAGACCUGCCCGCCUCCGGCGAGAAGCCGGUUCUGAUCGCUGGCGAUCCCGAGAGGCAGCAUAUGAAGAAAGUCGACACGGAGGGCGGAAUCACAUAUCAUCCUAAUCAGCUGGAGGCCUCGGAAAAGUUCGCUAAACAUAUGGGCGUACGACCGAUGAAACUUAUUUCUAAAUUUGCUUGAUUUUUUUUCUCGUCAAUGAAAAGACUGAUCUGAUUUUAUUUUUUUUUUAUGUU